This is a messenger RNA of Gongylonema pulchrum, 276 nucleotides long. The record is from the annotation of a GenBank genome assembly. NCBI's taxonomy places the organism in Eukaryota, Metazoa, Nematoda, Chromadorea, Rhabditida, Gongylonematidae.
AUGAACCACGCGAGUGCUCUCGCAGAAACAGCUUUCAUUCUCCCUCAUUUUGUGCCUGUUACAGAAAAUGUUGUAUCAAUUCCACUGAACUGCGCAUUGAACACCGAGGGCGAUUACAUCGGCGCCCUGCAACAUCUGGUGAUUCCGAUUGCGCUGGAAUAUCAGCCAGACCUUGUGCUGGUAGCGCUCGGAUUGGAUAGCGCCUACUACGAUGACUUACUGGAGCACGGACAAGCUAUUAAAGCACAUGGGUUUCUUUUUUUUUUGUUUUCUUAG